AUUUUCCUUCCCUAUUAUUAUGUAUGAUCAUGAUUUUGAAUUUUUGAUACUGAUCUUGUUCAUCGGAUUUGAAAACUUUUAAUAAUAUUUCGUGUUGAAAUUUAUGCGCUUUGCUUAUAAUCUCUAAAGAUAAACAUGAUGUGAAGUAUAACAUUGCAAUCCAUGGAGAGAGAAAGAUGAGAGAAUUUGAGGUGGUCAAAGCAGCCUCAAAUAGUAGUGUUGGAUUGGAUAAUGGAAAUUGCAAAGACAGUUUUUUUUUUGUGGAAUGCCAACCGUUCCUUCCCCUAGGAAUUAGUGGAGCCUCUAUUCUCAUUCCAGAAGGACACAGACAGAGAGAGAGAGAGUGGUGGAAUUACUCACUCUCUCUCUCUGUUGGCCCCAAGGCCUUGUUGUUUCGUCGCCUCUCUGGUGUUGUAUGAAUUGUUCUUUCAGAUAACACAUCAACCAAAGCAGGAAGAGAGGGAAGCACACACGAUUAAGUAAUUGACAAUGAGCAAGGCCUCCAUUUCCAAGGAGCUCAACGACAAGCACACCAAGAUUUUAGAAGGUCUUCUUAAGAUGCCAGAAAACCGGGAAUGUGCUGAUUGUCGGAGCAAAGCCCCACGAUGGGCAAGUGUGAAUCUGGGAAUAUUUAUUUGCAUGCAAUGUUCAGGAAUUCAUCGGAGCCUUGGAGUGCACAUUUCAAAGGUCCGGUCUACUACUUUGGAUACAUGGCUGCCAGAGCAGAUUGCUUUUAUGGAAUCUUUGGGUAAUGAAAAGGCAAACAAUUAUUGGGAAAAAAAGUUGCCACUAAAUGCAGACAGAAGUGCGAUCGAGAAGUUUAUUCGUGCCAAGUAUGAGGGGAAAAAGUGGGUUGCAAAGGAUGCAAAACAGCCCGCUCCUGAACCAGUUGAAAUGGGCACCAGUUCUAACAAGUUGGUAGAAGGUGGAGCCACCAGUGGCAAGAAACUAAGGAGGCAUUCUCUUGAGGAAGCAAUACUUCCUACACAUCUUUCAGAGGAUGCUCCUCCAGUAGCAAGACCCCGCACGGGUUCUUUAGAUUUGAAUCGCAUUUAUACUAAUUCACCUUUACCAAAGGGGUCAGCACCGAUGACAGAUUGCGAUACAGCAACAAGAAAGAACAACAGUGCAACAGAUCUCUUCAAUUUGCUUUAUGUCCAUGAUGCAAAACAGGAAUGUCAUACUGUACCUCCUGCACGCUGGGCAACUUUUGAUUAUCCAAAUUGUUGUUUGCAGGACAGGACUCUUUGACUUAAGCCCCUGGAAUUAAUGUUUGGCCAGCUGCUGACAUUAAAGUCAGAGUGGUAGCUGAAGUGGGCAAUGUUUGUUCCUAGCAGGAAAAUGUGGGAUUGGACAGCACAUAUAACUCUUCAUCAAGAUGUGUUGCUGUUUCAACUUGAUAUUGGCAUAUUUUGCAAUUCCUUUCAAAU
Rosa rugosa (rugosa rose) is the source of this 1430-nucleotide messenger RNA. RefSeq names its product probable ADP-ribosylation factor GTPase-activating protein AGD15. NCBI's taxonomy places the organism in Eukaryota, Viridiplantae, Streptophyta, Magnoliopsida, Rosales, Rosaceae. Bases 490 to 1251 code for a protein of 253 amino acids. The record is from RefSeq and is a predicted model, not a curated record. The transcript is spliced from 8 exons. Gene Ontology annotation, molecular function: GTPase activator activity.